AUGGAUCCCCUCGAAGAUGGAUUUCUGGAUCGUUACCAGCGGAACAAACAAGGAGAUUUGUCCGACCUAAACAGAUUACCCAUUUCAAACCCACUUCAUCCAUUGAGACUGAAUUCUAUCCCAUCACAGAUUUCUGAACCGACUCUUGUACCUAACUCAACAUUUCUUCGGACAUUCAUGAGCAAAUCCACCCUAAUACGCAUGGCAUCACCAAUUGUUCCUCAAACAUGUCGUUUAGCAAACAUACCCAAGGAAAUACUUGGUAUCAUACUAGGAUAUUUGCCCCCAUCAUCAGCUUCGUCGCUAGCACUCACCGGUAAAGGCUUUCUCGCGGCUGUAGGAAAUGUCCCUUUCGAGGCACUGUCGAGGGACCGUUAUGAGACAUACGUCCUUCUCUGGUCCAUUGCAAAAGAUCUACCCGAGCAAAGUGUGUGCCACUCUUGCAAUCGACUCCAUAACACUGAGACCGCAUUGAGACAUUAUCGAGAUGGAAGAAACGGACGUGGAGAAUCUCAAAAGAGGUACAAAGCCCCGAAGUGCCGAAUAGAUGCUCGUCUCGACUGGGACUACAAGGAGUUGUUAGAUCAAAAUUUCAGUCCAGGAAUUUUUAAUAUGGCUAUGAAACAUUCGCUCCACAACCCAGAUUGUGGGGAAUUUUUGAAUGCACUUUCCGGAGAGUGUACAGCUAAGAAUUAUUGGGAUUCUUGGACCAGAGAAUCCCAAACAGAUUGUCGGAUUCUCCGGGGAACCUUCAUUCAUCGUACACAGAUGGUUUGGAUCACACCCACAAUCAACCGAACGCCAUACGGUUUGACUAUGGAACAAUGUGCUCACACUCGGGUAUGCUAUAUGAGCGGGAUUAUCUACACAAGGUCAUAUGGUCUCUCGCAUGAAGAUGACAAUGCAGAUUCGCAGAGUCUUUCGUGCGAUUGGGACUCCCCAGAGACUACUUCGAAUUUAUUGAAGUGCCGUCGUUGCUCUACACAAUGCCAAUUGACCAUGAAACCCUUGCCCGUGAAAGGGUCAGGAAUGGCAUUUUACAUUACUAGAUGGGUUGACCUGGGAUCCGGUACAUUGGAUGAGAAAUGGCAAAGAUACUUUCAACGAGGUAGAUUCGCAUUCGAAUAUCAACAGCAACCAGAUUCGUUAGUUUUGUCUUCGGUAUUCGAGAAUGAUGGUGGAUUUCGAAGCAAGAUAGAGGAUCAACGCUAUGCACCAUUGUUCCAUCCUUCAGUCUCUGAAACCCGAGAGACAUCAGUAUAA
Botrytis deweyae is the source of this 1263-nucleotide messenger RNA. RefSeq lists its product as uncharacterized. Bases 1 to 1263 code for a protein of 420 amino acids. The record is from RefSeq and is a predicted model, not a curated record. The transcript has a single exon. NCBI's taxonomy places the organism in Eukaryota, Fungi, Ascomycota, Leotiomycetes, Helotiales, Sclerotiniaceae.